GUUACUCCAAAAACAACAAUACUAUGAGAGAAAGAGACAAAAUAUUACGUUAUAGCGCUGGCUCGUUCGGCGAUCUAGUUGGCUUCGACACUGUGACAGUUCAGUUGCCACCUGCGCUUUGAGAUGUGAGGUGCUCUUCGUUUUUAAGAAAAACGUGACAUCUCGAGGAUACCGCGGUAUUGAUGACAAAGGUACUGAAACACGUAACAAAAAGCAACUCUAACUGUGAAAUUAGAAAUGUGCUUCAAUAAGAACCUCAUUAAGCUGGCGGACUACUUCCGAUUACAGUCAGUUAUAUCUCGUUAGUGACGUACGUGAAAAAAAUCGAAAUGAUCUGCAACAGAAAAAUUGUGUUCACAAAACUUUUGCUGUGCUUCUUCGUGUCUGGUGCCUGCGGCCGCUCGUGGGCCAACCACCAUGACACCACGACGUCCACGACGCAAACCACGCCCACCACGAGCCCUGUCCCCAAGAACAUUCACAGCGACCCCCUUAUCGUUGAAACAAAGAGCGGCCUCGUCAAGGGUUACCCCAAAACAGUAAUGGGACGUGAGGUUCACAUAUUCACAGGAAUACCAUUCGCCAAACCUCCACUAGGUCCACUCAGAUUCCGUAAGCCCGUACCAAUAGAUCCGUGGCAUGGCGUCCUUGAAGCCACCAGUAUGCCUAACAGCUGUUAUCAGGAAAGGUAUGAGUACUUCCCUGGCUUCGAGGGUGAAGAAAUGUGGAAUCCUAACACAAACAUAUCGGAAGAUUGCCUUUAUCUAAAUAUAUGGGUACCGCAACAUUUGCGAGUCCGUCACCACCAGGACAAACCAUUGACUGAAAAGCCUAAAGUGCCAAUACUUGUGUGGAUAUACGGCGGAGGUUAUAUGAGCGGCACAGCGACACUUGACCUAUAUAAAGCGGACAUUAUGGCUUCUUCCAGUGAUGUAAUAGUUGCUUCCAUGCAGUAUAGGGUUGGUGCAUUCGGAUUUUUGUAUCUAAAUAAGUUUUUCUCAUCGGGAAGCGAAGAAGCUCCUGGGAACAUGGGUCUGUGGGAUCAACAGUUGGCCAUUCGUUGGAUUAAGGAUAAUGCUCGCGCUUUUGGCGGUGAUCCAGAAUUGAUAACGUUGUUUGGGGAGUCAGCCGGUGGGGGCAGCGUAAGUUUACACAUGCUUUCACCAGAAAUGAAAGGUCUGUUCAAGAGAGGAAUAUUACAGUCCGGAACUUUGAAUGCUCCUUGGAGUUGGAUGACAGGAGAGAGAGCUCAAGAUAUCGGCAAGGUUUUAGUGGACGAUUGUAACUGUAACAGUUCUCUGUUAGCCGUUGACCCUAGCCUGGUUAUGGACUGUAUGCGCGGCGUGGACGCUAAGACCAUUUCUGUACAACAAUGGAACUCGUACACCGGUAUAUUAGGAUUCCCGUCAGCGCCUACUGUCGACGGCGUGUUUUUGCCGAAGGACCCCGAUACGAUGAUGAAGGAAGGCAAUUUCCAUAAUACCGAAGUGCUUCUUGGAAGUAAUCAAGACGAAGGAACCUACUUUUUGCUGUACGAUUUCCUAGAUUACUUUGAGAAGGAUGGACCUAGUUUUCUUCAACGAGAAAAGUUUUUAGAGAUCGUCGAUACCAUCUUCAAAGACUUUUCCAAGAUUAAGAGGGAAGCUAUUGUUUUUCAAUACACAGACUGGGAGGAGAUUACUGAUGGAUACCUGAACCAGAAGAUGAUAGCGGACGUGGUGGGCGAUUACUUCUUCGUGUGUCCGACUAACUACUUCGCCGAGAUACUAGCUGACGCAGGGGUCGACGUUUACUACUACUAUUUCACCCAUCGUACAAGCACGAGUCUCUGGGGCGAAUGGAUGGGGGUCAUGCACGGCGACGAGAUGGAGUAUGUGUUCGGGCAUCCGUUGAACAUGUCUCUGCAAUACCACACCAGGGAGCGUGACUUGGCAGCUCACAUCAUGCAGUCUUUCACUAGAUUUGCUUUAACUGGAAAACCUCACAAACCUGACGAGAAGUGGCCGCUAUACUCGAGAGCUUCGCCCCACUAUUACACGUACACUGCUGACGGCACCAGCGGGCCUGCCGGCCCUCGCGGACCCAGGGCUUCGGCGUGCGCCUUCUGGAACGACUUCUUGAACAAGCUGAAUGAAUUAGAGCAUGUGCCGUGUGACCGAGCCGUCACAGGGCCAUACAGCAGCGUCGCUGGCACCACUCUGCCAAUCCUGAUGCUGACUGCUCUCGCCACCACAGUCGCAGUGUAAACUUGAUCACCGUUUACUCUUGUGAGCAAGCAUAAGCUUGAAAAACAUUCAGUGAAAUAUUUAGACCUAAGUAGAAAAAUGUGUGUUAUGUGAUGAUAUUUUGUAUGAGGCUUUUAAUUUUAAAGUUGAAUAAUUAAAUAAAAUAAAUAAAUAAAAAUAAAAAAACGUUUAUUUGGCACAACACAAUACAAAUUAAAACUUAAAAUUAAAAUAAAAUUGUACCAAACAGGUCCUCGCUCAGCAUAAGCCGAGGCACGUAGUACCUCGACGCUGAUAUUCUGCGAGCACCGUUUUAGUAACAAUGUGAAAAUAUUUUAACUGAGAUCUUGAAUCGGAUAAAUUAAAUACAUCCAAAAAGACAUCUGGAAGUAAAAAAUUAUUGACUUUGCAUUGGUGAAAUUUGAGGAUUCGGAUAUCUAAUUUCAAUUAAAAUAUUUACAUUAAUUUGUUGUUUAAUAAGAUAAUUUAAUAGACAAUCAAAAAGUAAAACAAUAUUCCUUGGAAUAUCAUAAUUUUGUAGUUUUGAAUGUACAAGGUGCCCCUUCAUUUAUUUUCUACAUAAAAUGCUUGAUGAUACCUUAUUGGUAUAAAAUAAGUAAAACUUUGUACUAGAAAGAUGCGAAAUUUAAAAUGACAUGUGAAAAGCUUGUCGUAAAUAGGGAUGGAUGAAAUGUAUUAAAAUAAGAAAAAGUUUUUAUAAAUUGUUUGUCAUGGUAGAGUUUUGAUUUGUGAUUUUUAAUAGGAGCCCUCGGGUCAUUGUUAAAGUAUAAUAAUGGUAAUUUUAACGCUGAAUAUUAUGUAUAAUUAUACAUUGUAAGAUUUUAUUCUAAAUGUUCACGUUGAAUGUAUUGAGUUGAUUAGUUUAAAAUGUUCCUGUACCUAGUUGAUUCAUAUGUUUGGUGUUUUAUGAUAAGUUAGAAUUAAAUCGUUGCUAAAUUUGAUAAUGUAAUCCAACAUGCAAUGAUUAGAAUUGUGUGUAAUGUAACAUGUAAUGGUUAGGGAACUAAAUGUCAGCUUUGAUUGUUAAAGCGAUGCUUUCACACAACAUGGGUUUAUCACCAUACAUAUCAAAGUGUGCCUCUGCUUAAAUAGCAAAAUAAAUGAAUCAUAUCUUUAUCCUAGCGAGAUUUUAGAGAUUUAUAAUAUAUUAAAUAAUAUAUUAUUAUAAUGAAAGUCGAGCGUAUACUGUUAGACAAAUUUUUAUCAAUAUACCUAUUUAUGUAUAUAUACUACUAUUUAGGAUGCUAUAAAAUUCGUACCACUUGAGAAUCUUAUGAACUCAAAAUUCUUAUGACUUCGAACAGAUAAAUAGUAUAUUUUGUAAAUAUCCCUUCUUAUGAAUAGGACGCAAUAUUCUGAACAAAAAUAGACUUACCUACGUACGUACGUUUAUAUUCUUAUGCAAGUAAAUUGUUAUGACAAAACACUUUAGAAUUAAACACCACUUAUUGUUAUUGAAUGACGUGUUGGCUCAAAACUAUUUCCGGAGAGAAUCGCUGAACAUUCCACUGCCAUGAACAUUAUAAUUAUUUGUGCGAAUUUCAACAUUGUGUUUUAGUGAUAAUCUCUUGUUCACUUCGAAAAAUUCUCAGUAAAUUACAAUGCUCAUUUAUAAAUGAUGGUUUAUAUUAAAUUAUAUUAAUUUAAAGUUUGUUAUUUCUAAAUAUUUAUUCUGAUUUAUAAAAUCUGUUAAAAUUAGUCCUAUUCAAAUUGAAAAGAUUUGACUCUUUUUGUUAAACUAAAUACAAAACCACAAAAAGUGAGGUUAUUGCUUAGCCCAAGGGGUUUAAUAUAAAGUUAUUCAAUGCUCUAGAUAUAAAACUUUCUUUUUGAAUGGGAUUUAUUUUGUAGCAGAAUUUCAUCAUCUUCAUAAUACUUCGAUCAAAUGUGUCUUUCUUUCUCUAUUGUCGACAAUAGCAUAAUAGUUUCUUCAACAACACUUAAUCUGUAGCUUAAUAAUGCUUUAAGUGAAAAGUAUCUUAUGAAUUUAAUAACAAUUUUAUACUUACAUAAUUUGUACUAAGACAUAUAGUAUUAAAUAUAUAUGCGAUUGUCAAUUACUAUCCAUGAAAGAGUUUUGAAAGAAUUGGGAACAUAUCGGAAGAAUGUUAAGGGUAGGUAUAAUAAAAUGUAAUUGCUUAAAAUGUGAAUAAAAUAUGUAAGAAUCAUGGUACAA
Ostrinia nubilalis (European corn borer) is the source of this 4422-nucleotide messenger RNA. It is a transcript of the gene ace2, whose product is annotated as acetylcholinesterase-like. NCBI's taxonomy places the organism in Eukaryota, Metazoa, Arthropoda, Insecta, Lepidoptera, Crambidae. The transcript has 7 exons. The record is from RefSeq and is a predicted model, not a curated record. Gene Ontology annotation, molecular function: acetylcholinesterase activity. Bases 330 to 2246 code for a protein of 638 amino acids. Gene Ontology annotation, biological process: acetylcholine catabolic process in synaptic cleft; choline metabolic process. Gene Ontology annotation, cellular component: plasma membrane.